This is a messenger RNA of Necator americanus (New World hookworm), 456 nucleotides long. RefSeq lists its product as uncharacterized. Bases 1 to 456 code for a protein of 151 amino acids. The record is from RefSeq and is a predicted model, not a curated record. The transcript has 2 exons. NCBI's taxonomy places the organism in Eukaryota, Metazoa, Nematoda, Chromadorea, Rhabditida, Ancylostomatidae.
AUGCGUCUUCAUGAACGACUGGAGCGUGACCUCUUCGAGAGAAUCAGCAGGGACCCUCUUUACCGUUUCUCGAUCGACCUGACCUUCGAGCUGGGCAGAAGGAAACGAGCGGCUUGGGGAGCAUUCAAGAGCAUCGAGGACGUAGUGAAGAGGACCAGGAACAUCCGGCUCCGCGCUCACCUACUCAACAUCACAUUUCUUCCUGCUUUGACCUACGCUUCAGAAACAUGGGCGUUUCGCAAACCGGAGGAAAAUGCGAUCAGCGUCAAAGAACGCGGAACUGAAAGGGUGAUGCUAGCAGUAACCCGCUUUACGGAAGUGAAAGAACGGAUUCGAAGUUCACUUCUACGUCGCCGAUCGAAAAUCAGAGUCGCUGCCGCAUAUGCCAAGGAAAGCAAAAUUAGGUGGGCCGGACGUGAUACGUUUCAACGGCAGUCAUUGGACCAGAGCCGUUAG